UCGCACGGCGCGCAUGCUGGCGUAAAGACGGACUCAAUGCUUAGACUGCGCGCGAAAUGGCGGGAACUUUUCGAUAACUUUUGUAGUAGAGUACGUACAAACGUUCUUUGCCGAAAGCGUUAAUUUACAACAGUUUUAAUAAUAUUUUUAAAUAGGUGUAAAGUAAAAAAAUACCAAUGCUUAUGUUUUUUGAAAGUGUAUAGAAGAAUUUUCUGGCGACUUUAUAAAAUCAGAUAAGCGUAUAAAAAAUGCCACGAAAUCAGCGACUAAGUAUAAAUAAUAUCUAAACCAUGUCAUUAUUUUAAAACCGGGCUAACAAUGAAAAGACUAAAAAGGCCAGGAUUUGGUAAAACUGUAAUAUAAACAAGUUCAAAUGUGGGGUGCGGAGAGCGUGUCGUAGACAAUGCACAGCCUGCUGCGUACGGCUGUGGCGUCGGCGUUACUACAGAUACUCCUGUGUUUCGCGGUCGUGAAUGGCGUCAGCUGGGAGGAAUGGUGGACCUACGAUGGCAUUUCAGGUCCAGCGUUUUGGGGGUUAAUCAACCCGGAAUGGUCACUAUGCAACAAGGGCCGGCGGCAGUCGCCGGUCAAUCUGGAGCCGGAUAAACUUCUCUUCGACCCGAACCUACGGUUUUUACACAUAGACAAGCAUAGGAUAAACGGUUUAAUUAGCAACACAGGACACUCGGUGAUAUUCACGGUGGAAAACGAAACUCGACAUCACAUCAACAUCACUGGAGGCCCGCUUUCGUACAAAUACCAAUUCCACGAAAUCCACAUACAUUAUGGGCUUCAUGAUCAAUUUGGCUCCGAACACGCUAUAAACGGAUACUCAUUCCCUGCUGAGAUACAAAUAUUCGGCUUCAAUUCGCAGCUCUACUCGAAUUUUUCGGAAGCGCUGCAUAAAGCUCAAGGAAUUGUAUCAAUAUCGUUAUUAUUACAGCUUGGAGACUUAUCCAAUCCUGAGUUAAGAGUGCUGACGGAGGAACUAGAAAAUAUUAAAUACGGAGGUGCCGAGAUGCCCGUAAACAAAUUGUCCGUACGUGGUUUGCUGCCAGACACCGACUACUACAUGACUUACGACGGCUCCACCACCGCCCCGGCCUGCUUCGAAACAGUUACCUGGAUCAUUGUAAACAAACCCAUCUACAUCACUAAACAGCAGCUCCACGCGUUAAGGCGGCUGAUGCAAGGCGAUGCGAGGCACCCGAAGGCGCCCCUAGGCAACAACUUCAGACCGCCGCAACCACUUCAUCACAGGGCUGUGAGGACCAAUAUUGACUUCGAUUUGAGCAAGUUUCCCGGAAAAACUUGCCCAAGCAUGCACAGAAACAUGCAUUACAAAGCCAAAAGCUGGACACAAUAUUAAUUAUUAUUUCUCAACGGUAGGCAUUCAUAUAGAGGCUAUGUAGAAAUAUAUAUAGUAUAAGUAACUUGUAUAUAAUGUUUGUACAGUUAACUAUCUUGCUUAUGUAUGUAUGGAGUUAAAUGUAGUUUAAGUGGCACAACUUGUAAUAUAACAUUAUCGCGUUGUAGUAGCUAUUAAAGGUAUUGUAGAAAUAUUGUGAUAAGAAUAAACCUAUAAGUAAAUGUCUCCUAUAAAUCUAUGAGAAUGUUUUUUAACGGCCUCCAAACUAGGUAGAACAUACAUGGAUAUUUUCGGAUAGACUAUUUAAUGCUAUCUGUGCAAUUGAUCAUAGUAUAAAAUUACGGUGUAGAGUAAUUAUGCCCAAUCGCAUACGUGGGCCAUUAGUUAAAUUACGAUACCUAUAUCACAUUUACAUUUAUGUUGUCUAAUGAACGAAAAUUUUAAUCGAUAUUGUAAAUUUUAUAGUACGUUAAUUUAUUUGUCAUAGAUACUAAGUAGCUGUAGAGUUUGUUAACUACAUAUCUUUAUUAAUUAAUUUCCAAAUAUCAUCAUAUCAAAUUAAUUAAUAGGUAUAAAUGAUGAAAUCGUUUUUUAAUAUUGGCUACUUUUCCAAUGAUAUAUACCUGCUGCGGUACGGCGUCUAUAGCUUUAAUUAAAUUAUAUCUUAGCGUUAUUCAUUGCGAAUAGAUUGUAAUGUUACAAAAGUAUGUCAUCAUCGGAUACAUAUUGCUCGCUUUUGUGUAAGAUGUAAUAGAAAUAAACAAUGAUUAACUACAA
This is a messenger RNA of Manduca sexta (tobacco hornworm), 2146 nucleotides long. It is a transcript of the gene CARPB, whose product is annotated as carbonic anhydrase-related protein 10. The transcript is spliced from 11 exons. Lineage: Eukaryota; Metazoa; Arthropoda; Insecta; Lepidoptera; Sphingidae. Bases 404 to 1369 code for a protein of 321 amino acids. The record is from RefSeq and is a predicted model, not a curated record. Gene Ontology annotation, molecular function: zinc ion binding; carbonate dehydratase activity.